AUGAUUAAUCCGCUUACCCCGAAUUAUCUGAUCCUCGUCGCAUCGGAGUCUCCGGUCGAGAGCGAAGGAAAACAGUGCUCUGGACCACUCAGGAAUUUCUCGCCUGGAACCUCCCGGGUCUCUGUCCCUCCAGAUUAUAGAAAACAGUGCCUCGCCAGCAUCGCAGAUCUUUCGUCUCUUCUUUCCAUCCCAUUGCGCCCAAUAUACUCAAUUUCUGUCUAUCCUUAUACAGCCUUCCCGGAAACAAUUGAGGAUCUGGCAUCCGGAUUGGGCUUCCUGUAA
Penicillium crustosum is the source of this 282-nucleotide messenger RNA. RefSeq lists its product as uncharacterized. The coding region runs from base 1 to 282 and encodes 93 amino acids. The record is from RefSeq and is a predicted model, not a curated record. The transcript is spliced from 2 exons. Lineage: Eukaryota; Fungi; Ascomycota; Eurotiomycetes; Eurotiales; Aspergillaceae.